AUGGCCUCCAAGACAAAGUACGCCCCGGCGCCGACCCAGGACCCCGACGAAGCAUCAAGCUACGCCCAGGCGCCCCCCGCCUACCAGGCCGAACCCACGGCCGCCUCCGACACCGAUCGCCUCUUCGGCGGCGGCGCGCCUCGCAGCAGCCAGGACGACGAUCUCCCCGAUGACUUCAAGUUCGGCGGCUCAGUAGCAGAGGCCACGACCGACAUCAGAAAUCAGUUCAUCCGCAAGGUCUACGCUAUCCUUACCGUCCAACUCAUCGCCACCGGUGCCGUCUCCGCCCUCAGCUUCUUUAGUAAUGGCUACAAGACCUGGAUUCAGGCCCACCCAGGCCUCGUCUUCGCAUCCCUCUUCGGCUCCAUCAUCAUGAUGCUCCUCACCUUCUGGAAACGUAAAUCCUACCCGACAAACCUCCUCUUCCUCUCGGGCUUCACCCUCAUGGAAGCCUACACAAUCUCCGUCAUCGUCUCCUUCUACAAGGCCGGCAUCGUCCUCAACGCAGUCUUCCUUACCGCGGGCAUCUUCAUCUUCCUCACCGCCUUCGCCUGCCAGACAAAGUACGACUUCACCUCCUGGAUCCCCUACCUCGGCGGCGCCCUCUGGGGCCUCGUCCUCUUCGGCUUUAUGUACAUGUUCUUCCCCUACAGCUCCACCGGCGAGCUCGUCUACGGUGGCAUCGCCGCCCUCAUCUUCAGCGCCUACAUCCUCGUCGAUACCCAGCUCAUCAUGCGCCACCACCACGUCGAGGAGGAGAUUGCGGCCGCCAUCAGCCUGUAUCUCGACAUUAUCAACCUGUUCUUGGCGAUUCUGCGCAUCUUGAACAGCCAGCAGAACAACUAA
Messenger RNA from Colletotrichum abscissum, 846 nucleotides. RefSeq lists its product as uncharacterized. NCBI's taxonomy places the organism in Eukaryota, Fungi, Ascomycota, Sordariomycetes, Glomerellales, Glomerellaceae. Bases 1 to 846 code for a protein of 281 amino acids. The record is from RefSeq and is a predicted model, not a curated record. The transcript has 3 exons.